AUGGCCGCUAUACCACUCUUGGACGGCAGCUCAGCGAGCUCUGAAGACGGCUUUGAUGAGUCUGAAAAGCUGCUCUCCUUGAACAGACAGCGGAAGCGACCUCUUUUAAGCGCAAACAUCAGAUGGGUCGUGCUAGGAUGCUGCUUGGUUGGCUUGACCAUCGGUGUCUCUGUUGGCGUUGCCAUCAUCGUCGUCCAAUGCUGGGAAAAGCCCAGCACCCUAUCCUGUCUGAAGCAAUCUUCGGCGCCAUCGCCAAUUGCAAAAGACCUCGACAUCACCUACCACACGCAGCAUUUCAACGGAUCCUUUCUGAAUGAGAACAUCUACCGUCAGGCUGCCAGCGCAGAGGUCGAUGCUGCGUGGGAAGCAUUGGGCGUGAAUUACCGAAGUGUGCUCAUACCGGCAGAGAUUGGGAAGCGUGUUGGCCUCGCACCUGAUCAAGUCCAAGUGAAUGAGAAGUAUGGUGGUGGCUUUCCGGCGAACGUAGAAGGUCUGCAUCAACUGCACUGUCUCAACCUUCUUCGCCAAGGCCUUUAUUACAAUAUCGAUUACUACCGCGAGAAGGGCGAAGGCGCCUUCAAAAACAAAGACCACAUUCUUAAGAAGCAUGUCUCCCAUUGCCUCGACAUCAUCCGGCAACAAUUGAUGUGCACCGUUGACAUUGGAGUUCUUGGCCAAGUCUGGUACAAGAACGAAGGCGACGAAUACCCGAAGGCUUUCGUUGACUUCAACACCAACCACGUCUGCCGCAAUUACGACGACAUUCGAAAAUGGGCAGAAGAUCGUCAGUUGCCUGAUGAUGUGCCAGAAGACUACCUCCAGCCGCCGAAUCCAGGUGAUAGAAUCUACAAUGGGGUGCCUUAG
Messenger RNA from Zasmidium cellare ATCC 36951, 864 nucleotides. RefSeq lists its product as uncharacterized. The record is from RefSeq and is a predicted model, not a curated record. The transcript has 3 exons. Lineage: Eukaryota; Fungi; Ascomycota; Dothideomycetes; Mycosphaerellales; Mycosphaerellaceae. Gene Ontology annotation, biological process: mycotoxin biosynthetic process. The coding region runs from base 1 to 864 and encodes 287 amino acids.